Molecule: messenger RNA, 4755 nt
Organism: Xyrauchen texanus (razorback sucker)
Lineage: Eukaryota; Metazoa; Chordata; Actinopteri; Cypriniformes; Catostomidae
Gene: dennd1c
Product: DENN domain containing 1C
Exons: 23
Coding region: 157-2844 (895 amino acids)
Biological process (GO): endocytosis; endocytic recycling
Cellular component (GO): cytosol; intracellular membrane-bounded organelle
Molecular function (GO): guanyl-nucleotide exchange factor activity; phosphatidylinositol phosphate binding
Source: RefSeq, a predicted model, not a curated record
UUAAGCUGUGUGCUUGGUGGCGGAACUGGCUGUUUGAUGUAAGGAUGUGUGUGUGUGUGUGUGUGUGUGUGCAAGUGUGUGUUAUUGAGGGAUGUAAUGAUUCUGACCAGCUGAAGCCCUGAACAUCACGAAUGGACCCCAGUAUACAAGUGCAACAUGGGCUCCAGGAUCAAAGAAAACCCUGACAAAACCUUCUACUGGUUCUUUCAAGCUUCAUGUCCAAUUGCCAGAGAUAAAGAUCCUGGAGUGUUGUUUCAGUUCCCUGAAGACUUCAGCGAUGAGGAGUCCCUGCAGUCCCUGCCUCGCUUCUGUUUUCCGUAUGACAUAGAGAGGGCAAAGGACACAGUGGCUGUGCAGCACUUCACAUUCGUACUGACAGAUCUGGAGGGAUGUCAGCGCUUUGGAUUCUGCAGACUCACGUCCAGCUCUCAGACGUGCAUAUGUAUACUCAGUUAUUUGCCAUGGUUUGAGGUGUUUUACAAGCUUCUGAAUAACCUAGCUGACUACUUGACUAAAGGGCAGACCAAUGAGAUGAAAGAACUGUUAACAGUACUCUACAAGCAGCCUGUACCACCUGCUAAUGGCUCCAUCACGCUGCAUAUGGGAGGGAAGCUUCAAAUCAGAAGUGUGAUGCCUGGUAUCUUUGGACACACCCCUAAAGGGGAGGAGUCAGAGGGGAUCCCGUACUUUAUUGCUCCAGAUCCCAAAGCCUUGCCUUCUAUCCCAGAGAGUAGGAACCUCACAGAGCUGGUGGUUGCUGUGGAUGUGAGUAACCUGCUCCAGCUGUACGCCAGCAUGCUGUUUGAGAGACGCAUUCUCAUCUACUGCAGCAAACUGAGCACACUCACGGCCUGCAUACACGCAUGUAAUGGAAUGCUCUUCCCCAUGUACUGGCAACACAUCUUCAUUCCUGUGCUGCCACCACACCUACUCGACUACUGCUGUGCACCGAUGCCAUACCUCAUCGGAGUUCACUCGAGCCUGGCAGAGAGAGUAAGGAGUCGAGCUCUAGAGGAUGUGGUCAUACUUAAUGUGGACACGAACACCUUAGAAUCGCCACACGAUGACCUAAAAAAGAUCCCUGCUGACGUGAUGGCGGGACUUAAGGUCAGGUUGAAGAGACAGGCAGCAAUGGCUGGGUCUGGGGUCGCUCAUGCUUUUCUCAGAGCUCAGGCUCUGCUGUUUGGAGGAUACAGAGAUGCCAUUCAGUCUCCUGCUGAGGGGCCGGUUGUGUUCUGUGAGGAGUUAUUUCUGAGUCAUAAGUCUCAGAGUAUGAGGCAGUUUUUGGAGAGCGCUGUUCACUUGCAGUGUUUCAAAGAGUUUAUUGACGGGCGUCUGGGAAUGCUGAACCAGGGCAAAGAGCCUGAUGACGUGUUUGAGGAAGAGCUGCUACAGUGUGGAGCCUCAUCAGGUGGCUCUAAAUUGUGUCGGCAAUGGGUGGGAAAUAUAAAGAAAGGGAGUGGAGCCCUGAUUGUGACAUGGAAGUCUACAGCUAACAAAGCAACCAAAUACCACAGCAAAUUCGGAUUGAAAAACCUCCUGUCAUCAAAGGAUCAAAGCGAGUCUCACGGGCUGCAGCGGGGCGGGUCUGUCUGUGAUACGCACACGUAUCGCCUCAUCCAAUCAGAUUGCCUUCAGAACCGUAUACCAAUCACACAGCACUUUGGGAGAUCUCGACCACGUCGGCCAGCACGCAAGCAUCCUAGUAAUGAGCGGCAGACUCAGACACAGGAGGACAACAAUACCUGCGAGGACAGUGGGAUAACUGGUGAAUUAACAGAGGAUCUCGAGCAGUGUUCUGGCUCUAGUGAGCUGCAGGAAGACGAUGAGCUAUCUCUAUUGGCUGACCCAGAGGAGAUGGACCUGCUUGGGGAAAUCUUUGACACUUUGAGCGCACAGAGCUCCAGAGAGCCGGGCUUACUGUACGGCACACGCAGUCUCGACCUCUUCGGCUCAGACAGCAGUGAAUUCAUCUCACAUAGAAGUUUGACCGCACCCAGUCAGGAGAGUCUAGGUCCCUCUGUUGAAAACAGCGGAAGUCUCAUUAGCUGGGAGGAGGAGCUAGAGGAGGGAACACACCGAGAGAGGGAGGAGCCUGUUGUCCAGAUUGACAUGCCAGAAAAGGAGAUAACUGAAUUAGAGAAAGGCGUUGAGAAGACGGGGGAAAGUCUUUGUUCAGAUGGACAAAGUUUAGGAAAUGCUUCUCUGGACUUAGAGGUGGACUCUAAAGAGGAACAAGAGGAUCACUGGUUGACUCGAGAUGGACAAGUCAACGGAAUAAUGGAUGAGCUUGAGGAAAGUUUGGAUAUUGAGGCACAAGCAGGCAGUGAAGAACAAACAACAACAGAGGCUGUAGAACAACAUCAGACAGAGGAGAAGACCACAAGUUACAUGGGAUCUCCAGAGCACAGGGAGAAACCAUUGUUUGAGGCAAAUCUCAGAUCUGGAACAUUUCUAGGACCUACAAAUGGUGGAGUCGUCUCUCCUCUCUCCGUCAGAGUAGAAGACAAGACGGACAAAGGAGAGAAGGCAGAAGAGGAGAUCGUCGAAUCCCCAUCGCAGAGCGUGUCGUCUACCGAAGCUCUGCUCCCAUUGCGAGUCUCACAGACCACGUCCUCGAUGGACUCUGCCAUUCCUAAUAAUAGUUUCCAAGGACGGGAUAACUCUCUGAGUAAUCCCCUCAGCACCCGCCAUAUCCAUGCAGCGCCCAUUAGGCCAGUAUUGGGAAUGCAGACAAACGAACAGAGUUCGAAAUUGCCUGUUACAUCAACUCCAGAACAGUCUGAUGAGCAAGACAAGGCUCCCGUUAAGGUCUCCGAGCUGAAAAAGAGAUUUGAACAUUGACUGGUGGCACAUGUCAAACCAUCAUCAAGAAUGUAUCGGAAUGUAACUAUUUCAAACAAUCUGUUGUAAAGAACUAAAAACAGCCUGAUCUCAUGAAAAUUGCAUGACUGUGACAACAUAAUGGUAAUUGGGCUGCACUUAUAUAGCGCCUUUUUUAACCUUAGCGGUAUUCAAAGUGCUUUACACUGUGACUCAUUCACCCAUUCACACACCAAUGAUGGCAGAGCUGCAUGUAAGGUGCUAGUCUGCCAUUGGGAGCAACUUGGGGUUCAGUGUCUUGCCCAAGGACACUUCGGCAUGUGGGCCAGGAAUCGAACCUCCAACCCUGCGAUUAGUGGCCGACCCGCUCUACCACCUGAGCCACAGCCGCCCCAAACAUUAUGUGGUUUGUUAUGCGUGUCACUGCAGUUACAAGGUGAAAUGUUCAUUGUGUGCCGCUAAAAGCGAGUUCCUGUGCUUUUAUGAGACCUUCGGCAUACGUGUCGACUCAUGUGCUCUUCAGGACUCGUACCCUGGUCCUUUGCAUCGCACAACACUCUAUCAGUUGAGUGACCACACAAUUCGAUCGCAUUCGGACAUGGUUGUAAAUGUAGUUGUUAUGUAAGUGGUUAGAUGUCAUAAGACAGCAUUGUGUGAGGAACAGGGUGUUAAUCUGCCGUUUUACGCUUGAUUUGUGUGAAAGCAAAUAAAUAAAAGCCGUCGUUGUAACGCCUCUCAUGUUAAUUUCACCAGGAAACUGCCGCGAUAUGUACAACGAGCCACGUAAAAAUCAUUUUGUAUAGUGACGCGAUUGUAUGAGACCAAGUUGUUUUAUUCUGAUUGUUUAAAUUGUUUUCUGCAUUUGAAGUCAACAUGAAACGAUAUUCGCAACACUGUUUUUUCGUAAACAGGAAGAAUUGAGAGAUACAUUUAGGACAAGACAUUUUAUCCUUCGGGAACUGAUUGCAUUGUGAAGCGUGUGUGUGUGUGUGUGUGUGUGUGUGCGUGUGUGUGUGUGAGAGUAAGUGUAUGUGUGAGAGAGUAUGUGUGUGUGUGUGUGUGUGUGUGUGUGUGUGUGUGUGUGUGUGUGAGUGCGUGUGUGUGUGUGAGAGUGAGUGUGUGUGUGUGUGUGAGAGUGAGUAAGUGUGUGUGUUUGAGUGUGUGUGUGUGUGCGUGUGCGUGAGUGUGUGUGUGUGUGUGUGAGUGCGUGAGUGUGUGUGCGUGAGUGUGUGUGUGUGUGUUUGAGUGUGUGUGUGUGUGCGUGUGCGUGAGUGUGUGUGUGUGUGUGUGAGUGCGUGAGUGUGUGUGCGUGAGUGUGUGGGAGACUGAAAGUACCCGAUUAUUAGUGCGUUUACUGGUCACUGUUUUUACAUGGUCAUUAAUUUACAUUUUGGUAGAAGACUAACCUACAGCGGAGAGAAGUGAGAUGUGUAUUUCCUGAACACACACACAUAUAAUAAUGUAAAUAAGGAUAUACCACAGACUUUUUGUUAUGUCGAUGUAAACUACAGAGGGGUAAACUAUAGUGGCAGAAGGGAGAGGAAAAAUAAAAAGGAAAAAAUAAUCAAAAUUUUUUACUCUCAAUAUAUAUAUACAGUAUAUAUUAGGCUAUUUUUAAGAUUCACAUGUUUCAAUUUCCUGACAAAAUACCAUAACAUUUAAUUUAGUAAUUUUUAUUUCUUUUUUUAAUCUUCCUUUUCUCCCAAUUCCCAGUACUUAGUAGGUCCUCGUGGUGGCGCGGUUACUCGCCUCAAUCUGGGUGGAGGAGGACGAGUCUCAGUUGUAAUUAAAUGAUGAACUUUGAAACACUCUUCACUAGUGGAUAUUUACUAAAUACACCAAGACUUUGAGGAAAUAAUGUAAUUCAAUUGUGUGGAACCGUUUCAGUUUUAUUAAAGUUCAACGUUAAACAAUGUGUAUCAUGUUAUUACU